Molecule: messenger RNA, 1498 nt
Organism: Cyprinodon variegatus (sheepshead minnow)
Lineage: Eukaryota; Metazoa; Chordata; Actinopteri; Cyprinodontiformes; Cyprinodontidae
Product: ras-related protein Rab-37-like
Exons: 9
Coding region: 171-896 (241 amino acids)
Cellular component (GO): Golgi apparatus; endosome
Molecular function (GO): GTP binding; GTPase activity
Source: RefSeq, a predicted model, not a curated record
UUUAAUGUUAAGUGAUGUGGAAUGUGAUUCACUCCUAAGGAGGAGCUAAUUUAGGAGCGUGGACAGCCCGGAGGAAGAGAGGACUGGUCGGUGUGCGCAGUAUCUCAGCUCUUUCUUCUCCAUAUUCCGGAUCCUUAAAGGUCUUCUACAGGCACAGCAGGGGAUUCAGGAUGGAGCGGAUGGAGUCAAUGGAGCCGAUCUCGGCGAGCUACACCACCGCUUACCCGGAGAUCAAGCCCGACAGCGGCUACGGCUCCGGAGAAAACACGGAGAACCAGGCGAAGACCCCGACUUAUGAUGAAGACCUGGUGCACAAGACUAUUUUGGUUGGAGACAGUGGAGUAGGGAAGACAUCUCUUCUAGUUCAGUUUGACCAGGGCAAGUUCAUCCCGGGCUCCUUUUCUGCCACAGUUGGAAUCGGAUUUACGAAUAAAGAAGUAACUGUUGAUAAUGUGAAAGUCAAACUACAGAUUUGGGACACAGCAGGACAGGAACGGUUCAGGAGUGUGACUCAUGCAUAUUACCGAGAUGCGCAUGCCUUGCUGCUUUUGUAUGACAUCACCAACAAAUCGUCGUUUGACAAUAUUAGGGCAUGGUUAACAGAAAUCCAUGAGUACGCACAGACUGAUGUAGUCAUCAUGUUGCUCGGCAACAAGGCUGAUAUGAGCAGUGAGCGAGCGAUCAGGAGAGAUGAAGGAGAAAGGCUGGCCAGAGAGUAUUCGGUUCCUUUCAUGGAGACUAGCGCAAAGACGGGAGUCAACGUAGAGCUUGCCUUCACAGCUGUAGCCAAGGAACUGAAGCAUCGCGCUGCCCGGCAUCCCAAUGAAUCCAAGUUCCAAAUUCAUGAAUAUAUUGAGUCACAGAAGGAGAAGUCCGGCUGCUGCAGUUACUUCUGAAUCUUCCGUCCAAAAACUGUCAGUCGACGACACGUAGAAAGAAGAGUGGGUGGAACUGAGCGAUGCUGCCAAAACUUCACGCUGCCAUUCAUGGGGAAUAAAUCCCUACAAUUACAUCCGUUAGAAGAGUCUCGGAGAAAGGAACCAGGUAUUAACUCAGAUGACUCAAGGUUUAGUUCUGAGAAAGAGAUUUUUUCAAACUCUUAAGACUUUAUCAGAAACAGGAUUUUUGAUGUAAAAAACUGCUGUUUUUAAUUAUUGAAACACUGCCUUAAAAUGAUCUGUACUCAACUGCGGGGUGAGAGUGUGGGCACGACUUUAAAAGCCCCUUUCUAAAGGUUAAAGAUAACUUUUCCAAAUUAAAAAAAUGACGCAGAGUGCUGAGCAAAAGAUCCUCUAUACCCAAGACAUGAGUGCACAUUUGUAUGGAACCUUGACUGGGCCAGCUGAGUAGUAAUCAUUUCAUACUGUAUUUAUCUAUAUAGCACUUCUAAACAAAGUGCAGUACAGGCAGGUAAAGCAGACAAUAAAAUUGUAUUUUGGCUUAGAGUAAUGAGGUCAAAGUUCAAAGCAUUGCAUCAGUUUAAGUACCUUUUAAAGAC